Caenorhabditis elegans is the source of this 2827-nucleotide messenger RNA. It is a transcript of the gene mcm-2, whose product is annotated as DNA replication licensing factor MCM2. Gene Ontology annotation, molecular function: DNA binding; ATP binding; DNA helicase activity. Gene Ontology annotation, biological process: DNA replication; DNA replication initiation. The record is from RefSeq and is marked reviewed. NCBI's taxonomy places the organism in Eukaryota, Metazoa, Nematoda, Chromadorea, Rhabditida, Rhabditidae. Gene Ontology annotation, cellular component: nucleus; MCM complex.
GUACUUUCAUACUAACAAUGGCUGAUCGUGCUAACAACGAUGACGACGUCGAUCGCCAGCCACUUCCGAUCGCCGACGAUGCGGAUGAUGACGUUGACGGCAUCGAUGAGAUGUUCAACAACGAGGACGAGGAUCCAGAGGAUGAGGAGGGCGAGAAUCUUUUCGGAGAUGAUAUGGAGAGGGACUACCGUGAGCAGCCGGAGCUCGAUCAGUACUCCGAAUCUGGAAUGGACGACGCAUCGGACGUCGGAAGUCUCUCGGUGAGCGCCCGCCGUGCCGCCGAACGUGAGAUGGCUCAGCGUGAUCAACUGCUCGACGACGAUGCUCUGAUGUACGAGGAUGGAGAUAGCGAGGAGGUUGACACACGUCGUCGUGGACGUGGACGUCGCGGUCGAGGUGAUGCUGCUGAUGACGAUUCGGUUCCGAUGGAGGAAGAGGACAUUCCUGUAGAUAUUCUCGAGAACAUCCGCGGUCGAACAAUCCGUGAUCACGUCUCCGAUGAGGCUGUCGCCAAGGAGAUUGAGCGAAGAUUCAAGAAUUUCCUUCGAAGCUUCCACGAACCGGGCAACAAGCAGACCAAGUAUAUUCAGAUGAUCAAAUCUAUGGCGGCGGAUAAUCGGGAAUCGCUGGAAGUCAGUUUUACGGAUCUUAGUGAUGAUAACGGAGAGCAGAACAUCUCAUACUUCCUGCCAGAAGCUCCGAAUGAGAUGCUUGCGAUUAUGGAUCGCGCCGCCACUGAAGUCGUGAUGAACAUGUAUCCAUUCUACUCCCGAGUCUGCAAUGAGAUCAAGGUUCGCAUUUCGCAGCUUCCAGUCGAGGAGGACAUCCGAAUGCUUCGUCAGGUGCAUCUUAACAUGCUCAUCCGUACCGCCGGUGUUGUCACUAUCGCCAGUGGAAUUCUGCCGCAGUUGGCGGUUGUUAAAUACGAUUGUGUCGCUUGUGGAUACUUGUUGGGACCUUUUGUACAGCAAAAUGAUGAGGAAGUUCGCCCAACGAUUUGUCCAUCGUGUCAGGGAAAAGGACCAUUCGAGUUGAACGUUGAAAAUACUGUCUACCACAACUACCAACGAAUCACAAUGCAAGAAUCCCCGAACAAAGUUGCCGCUGGACGUCUUCCCCGUUCUAAAGAUGUGAUUCUUCUCGGUGAUCUCUGUGAUUCAUGUAAACCUGGAGACGAGAUCGAGGUGACCGGCGUCUACACGAACAAUUUCGACGGAUCGCUCAACUAUAAGCAGGGAUUCCCAGUGUUCAAUACGUUGAUCCACGCGAAUCAUAUCACCAAUAAAGACAAGAUGGCGUCGGAUCAACUGACCGAUGAGGAUAUCAAGGCGAUUCGUGAGCUCUCCCAGGAUCCGAAUAUCUCGCAACGAGUGUUCUCAUCGAUUGCACCGUCCAUCUAUGGACAUGACGAUGUUAAGAGAGCUAUUGCGUUGGCAUUGUUCAGAGGAGAAGCUAAGAAUCCGGGAGCCAAGCAUCGUCUUAGAGGAGAUAUUAAUGUUCUUCUUUGUGGAGAUCCUGGAACCGCGAAAUCUCAAUUCCUGAGAUAUGCUGCUCACAUCGCACCACGAUCCGUUCUCACGACUGGACAAGGAGCAUCAGCUGUCGGAUUAACCGCCUACGUGCAACGUCAUCCUGUGACACGUGAAUGGACAUUGGAAGCCGGAGCCAUGGUUCUCGCUGAUAAGGGUGUCUGCCUGAUCGAUGAGUUCGAUAAGAUGUCCGAUCAGGAUCGUACGUCGAUUCACGAAGCAAUGGAGCAGCAGUCGAUUUCGAUUUCCAAGGCCGGAAUUGUUACAUCUCUCCACGCCCGAUGCACGGUCAUCGCCGCUUCUAACCCGAUCGGUGGACGCUACAACCCGACGAGAACCUUUGCCGAAAACGUGGAUCUCACCGAGCCGAUCCUUUCCCGCUUCGAUGUUCUCUGUGUGAUUCGAGAUUCUGUCGACUCGGUCGAGGAUGAACGUCUCGCGAAGUUUGUCGUCGGCAAUCAUCGGACACAUCAUCCGGAUGCGAAGAAGAUUGUUAAGGAGGGCGAUGAGUUGGAGGAAGAUCAGAUGGAUGAACGUACUGGUGUCAGGCUGAUUCCACAGGAUUUAUUGAGGAAAUAUAUCAUCUACGCACGUGAGAAGUGCCAUCCGACGCUUCCUGAACAGCAUUCUGAGAAGUUUUCGAACAUUUUCGCGCAGAUGAGAAAGGAGAGUAUGGCCACUGGAUCUGUUGCCAUCACUGUUCGACACGUUGAAUCUAUGAUUCGUUUGUCGGAAGCUCACGCGAAACUUCAUCUUAGAUCAUACGUGAACGACGAAGACUGUGCCGCAGCGAUUCGUGUCAUGUUGGAAUCGUUUGUGAACACCCAAAAAGCCUCAAUCAUGCGUAUGAUGAAGAAGACAUUCUCUCGUCAUUUGACAGAGAAUCGUUCGGCUAACGAGCUUCUCCUCUUCAUUCUCAAGCAACUGAUCCGUCAACAAAUGCACUAUGCUACAGCUCGUGCGGCUGCUGGCACCAUUCUUCAAUCGGUCACGAUUCCAGAGUCGGAAUUCAUCGAAAAGGCUCAGCAAUUGAGAAUUGAGAAUGUCAAGCCGUUCUACACUUCGGAAAUCUUCGCUUCCAACAAUUUCCUCUAUGAUCCAUCGAAGAAGACUAUUGUUCAAGAGAUUUUCUAAUUUUCUCGUUUAUUUUUAAUUUUUAAUUUUUCACCCACCCACCCGAUUUUCACCGUGCUUCUGAUACUCAAUCCCCUCAUUUCAUUUUGUAUAUGAUUUUCGAUCGAUUUUCUCACCAUUUUUUUGAUUGCUUUUCUACCUAUGAACCUUUUUUCGAAAAAAUU